AUGGCUGAAGGUAUUCAAAACGGCGUUUUUCGGCGCAACAACACAUUGCCUCCAGCAGACAAUGGGGUCAUGUCGCUCUUCUCCCUGACUGGCAAAACGGCAAUCAUCUCAGGUGCGGGGGGAGGAAUUGGCUUGGCUGUCGCGAAAGCCUUUGCUGAAGCGGGAGCCAACGUGGCUAUUUGGUACAACAGAAACGGCGAGGCUGUCGAGAAGGCAGCAGGCAUUGAGAAUUCCUACGGCGUCAAAUGCAGAGCGUACCAAGUCGAUGUCACCUCAUACAAUGAAGUGGAAGCAGCGGUAGACAAAGUCCUUGGCGAAUUCGGUGGCCGCCUUGACAUCUUUGUCGCGAACUCUGGCACCUCCUGGGGAGAUGAGGCUUUCAUCGAUGCCGACAUCAGCAGAUACCAUAACCUCAUGAAGAUCAAUGCCGAUGGGGUCGCUUACUGCGCGCGCGCCGCUGGAAAACACUUUCGCCGCCAGAAACUAGAGGGCACGACAUCCGACGGAGCGAAGCUGACCAAUUUCAGAAGCGGUAGCUUCAUUGCUACGGCCAGCAUGUCUGGACAUAUUGUGAAUAUUCCCCGGCGCCAGGCAGCGUACAAUGCCUCCAAGGCGCAUGUUAUUCAUCUGUGUAAAUCUCUCGCCAUUGAAUGGCUUGGAUUUGCCCGAGUCAACAGCGUCUCGCCUGGAUUUGUCCACACCGGCCUUUCGGGGGCAGUAGCAGAGGAGACAAUGAAUUCGAUCAAAGAUAAGAUCCCCAUGGGGCGUUUCGCGGAGCCGGUCGAGAUGCAGGGCAUUUACCUCUACCUGGCCUCCGAUGCUUCUUCUUACGCAACUGGGGCUGAUUUCAUCGUGGAUGGCGGCUAUACAGCUCCAUAG
Trichoderma citrinoviride is the source of this 879-nucleotide messenger RNA. RefSeq names its product NAD(P)-binding protein. The coding region runs from base 1 to 879 and encodes 292 amino acids. Gene Ontology annotation, molecular function: oxidoreductase activity, acting on NAD(P)H, oxygen as acceptor. Gene Ontology annotation, cellular component: intracellular anatomical structure. The record is from RefSeq and is a predicted model, not a curated record. Lineage: Eukaryota; Fungi; Ascomycota; Sordariomycetes; Hypocreales; Hypocreaceae. The transcript is spliced from 4 exons.